UUCAUAAGUCACAAAUAAACAAUUCUUUCAUCUCCCCAAAGAGAGUUGGAAAAAGGAGGGAAACACAUAAACCCUAAUAAACAAAAUCCUCCUCCAAUUUCCAAAACAACACUCUUCUCCUUUCCGCUACUGUUCAUCCCACUAGAAUCUCAAAGCAGAGUAAAGCUUCUUGCGACUGUUGAUUCGAGUUCGUGCGUUUCCUUGUGCGAGAAAUGUUGCAUUGAUAUCCAUAGCUUCGAAGACCGCUGUUUGAGUGGGUGAACACUUGCUUGUGUUGUGGUAAUCUUGAAAAGAAGAGACCCUUUUACCUCUUAGAAGUUAGGCACUUCCUGAACAGUAAUAAAUGGCGCGGCUUCUCCGAAACGCUUCUUCUCUGAGACGCUCUCUGUUUCCUCACCUGCAGGAACCUAGGAGAGGAUUAUUGGGUACAUCUACACAGAUGUACAACUUCUCUGCAAAAGCUAAAAAGAAAACAAAAGCAAGCGCAAGUGAUUCUGCUGAUGAAAAUUUGUCAAAGAAAGAUUUAGCACUGAAACAAGCUUUGGAUCAGAUCACUGCAUCGUUUGGGAAAGGGUCCAUUAUGUGGCUUGGCCGCACAGUUUCAUUUAAGAACACUCCAGUGGUGUCUACUGGAUCAUUUGCUCUGGAUGUUGCUUUAGGAGUAGGGGGACUUCCGAAGGGACGUGUUGUGGAGAUUUAUGGUCCAGAAGCUUCUGGAAAAACAACUCUUGCGUUGCACGUGAUUGCUGAAGCUCAAAAACAAGGAGGCUACUGUGUCUUUGUAGAUGCUGAGCAUGCUCUAGAUCCAUCAUUAGCUGAGGCCAUUGGAGUAAACACCCAAAAUUUGCUUCUCUCACAACCAGAUUGUGGUGAGCAAGCUCUCAGUCUAGUGGAUACCCUAAUCAGGAGUGGUUCAGUAGAUGUCGUUGUUGUUGAUAGUGUGGCUGCUUUGGUUCCUAAAGGUGAACUUGAUGGCGAAAUGGGAGAUGCACACAUGGCAAUGCAAGCAAGGCUUAUGAGUCAAGCACUUCGCAAAUUGAGCCACUCACGCAUUGUCAAUCUGUAUGAAUGGGAGGGGAAUAGCUCGAAAUCCUUUACUGAUAAGCUUUCAUUUACUCAGUUUGAACGAUUAUCCUGUAAUAAUGUGGUUGACAUUGAUAUGGCUGAAUACCUGAUAACUCGAAUACAGAACUUAGGGCCUGCCUAUUACAUGCGGAACUAUUUCUUUGUAUUAUUCACUAACGAGCUACGUCUAAUUGUAGUACGUCUUAAUGUUAGGAGAACAGGGUUAGUCAAGAAGGGGGAAGAGACAAUAGGAAGCCAAGUAAUCGCAAAGAUAGUAAAGAACAAGCACGCCCCUCCAUUCAGAACUGCCGAAUUCGAGCUAGAGUUUGGUCGUGGCAUUUGUCGGGAGGCCGAGCUCAUAGACUUGGGAAUCAAACACAAAUUCAUCAGAAAGGCCGGUGCAUUUCUUUAUUUGGGGGAACAAACUUUUCAAGGCAAGGAUGCUCUGAAGAGAUACCUGACAGAGAAUGAGAGCGCAAGCAACGCGCUCAUGAAUAAGCUCAGAGAGAAGCUUGUAGAUACCGACCCUGAAACUGAGAAUGAAUCUGUUACUGAUUCUGUCGAGGCUGCUGCUGCGAAUGAAUCUGAUGCGACUGAUGAAGAACCUGCUGCUGCUGCUGCUGCUGUCGAGGCUUAAUUAUGGUGCUGGAAUUAAAAAACUUUUGAUUGGGAAAAAAGGGAAAAAAAAUUCUGAUGGCUUUUGCUGUUAAUUAGUUCGUUUUGGGUUGACUUUCUUUGAGUAGUGAACUUUGCGUAAUCGAAACUUUUAGAUACUCGUUUCAGGUUGUGUGGAUCGUUAAAUUUUGGUGCGAUGGGGUUCAUAUCUGUUUUUUCUGAAGUGAAUUGAGUAACCAACUAUUGCUGAUGGGGUAGUUCAGCUGCAUUUUAUUAUGUUAGAAUUGAUAUAGGCCUGCAUAUUGGUUUAUUCAGUAUCAUGGAAAAUAUCAGUAUUGCAUUUUGUCAUUCUUAUGAAGUCUUGUGGUUGCUUGAAAUGUGAAGUGUGUGUGGUUGCUGGGAUUCUGUUGCCAAUAUUGUAAAAG
Molecule: messenger RNA, 2105 nt
Organism: Striga asiatica
Lineage: Eukaryota; Viridiplantae; Streptophyta; Magnoliopsida; Lamiales; Orobanchaceae
Source: the annotation of a GenBank genome assembly